Messenger RNA from Mandrillus leucophaeus (drill), 956 nucleotides. RefSeq names its product basic transcription factor 3-like 4 (gene BTF3L4). Gene Ontology annotation, cellular component: nascent polypeptide-associated complex; cytosol. Lineage: Eukaryota; Metazoa; Chordata; Mammalia; Primates; Cercopithecidae. The transcript is spliced from 7 exons. The record is from RefSeq and is a predicted model, not a curated record. The coding region runs from base 609 to 911 and encodes 100 amino acids.
AGGGCGUUGGAGUUCAGAUGUGCGCUCCCGGGAUAGGCUGCCCCGGAGAGGGAGAGGCGGGGUCGGGUGUGUCACGUGGACCUGCUCCCGCCGCAGCUGCCGCCGCCGCCGUCGUCUUUCUCUGUCUCGGCUGAGGCAGCCAUCUUGCUGUUGCCGCGUGCUGGUGUUGGAGGACCCUCCCUGCUUCAGAUUUACCAACAGCAUGAAUCAAGAAAAGUUAGCCAAACUUCAGGCUCAGGUCCGGAUAGGGGGCAAGGUUUUCCUCACAAAUUCUUACCUGUUUUUCCAUGUUGGUGAAUAUGAAUGUGAGCUUUCUUAUUCCCUGUACUUUUUAAAGCCUAAGGAAGAGCUAGUUGUGAACAACAAAAGUCUUUGAUUCUCUUCAGCUGUGGCACCAGGCUCAAGGAGAAUAUUCUACCCAUGUCUCUGCCCAGUACAAUCUUUGCAAAAGGGAAAGAAAGAAUAGUACUUACCUCAGACCUGAAGUGGGUACAGCUCGCAGAAAGAAGAAGGUGGUACACAGAACAGCCACAGCUGAUGACAAAAAGCUUCAGAGUUCUCUAAAAAAACUGGCUGUGAAUAAUAUAGCUGGUAUUGAAGAGGUGAACAUGAUUAAAGAUGAUGGGACAGUUAUUCAUUUCAACAAUCCCAAAGUCCAAGCUUCCCUUUCUGCUAACACCUUUGCAAUUACUGGUCAUGCAGAAGCCAAACCAAUCACAGAAAUGCUUCCUGGAAUAUUAAGUCAGCUUGGUGCUGACAGUUUAACAAGCCUUAGGAAGUUAGCUGAACAGUUCCCACGGCAAGUCUUGGACAGUAAAGCACCAAAACCAGAAGACAUUGAUGAGGAGGAUGAUGAUGUUCCAGAUCUUGUAGAAAAUUUUGAUGAGGCAUCAAAGAAUGAAGCUAACUAAAAGUUUGGUUUUUGGAAGCUGGCAUGGACUAGAUUUAACAAAUCA